Messenger RNA from Physella acuta, 1639 nucleotides. RefSeq names its product glycoprotein 3-alpha-L-fucosyltransferase A. Gene Ontology annotation, molecular function: fucosyltransferase activity. The record is from RefSeq and is a predicted model, not a curated record. NCBI's taxonomy places the organism in Eukaryota, Metazoa, Mollusca, Gastropoda, Physidae. Gene Ontology annotation, cellular component: membrane.
UGUACUUUUCAGGCUGUAGAGCUGUGCAUAUUUUUUUCGUUUUGUUUUAAAAACUUCCUAUACGCUCCACGGAACGUAACGGUCUUGUAUGUAUGUAUAUAAUAAUAUAUGUAGAUCUAGAUCUAGAUAAACCAUGGUUGUUUCCUUUAAAAUUUCAGGUACAAUGAAGGUUCGGUGUCUGUCCCGCAAUAUAAGUUAUAUGAAAGUUUUGAAAACCAUGUCCCUUGUCAUCCUGCUCACCCUUCUGUUCUUAGCCGUCUUUGACGGUGCCGUUCAGCGGAAGUUUACGGAAGGUGUGCGCACGUUCUUUCAAGCCACGCCCACAAACGUCAGAAUUCGGGUUACUAAGGAAACGCGCGUCACAUCACCAGAAAACUCGACCACCGGACUUGAAGAUUUGAGAGCGCGGCUCAACCAGUUGGGGUUCGAACCCGUGGAAGACCACGAGUUCAAAUCCCCUCUCAUCAUCAACCCGUGGAACGUCAGAGGAAUUCGAAACGAAACCGGAAGUCCGAAGAUAAUAUCCUCGUUUAACUCCCCGCAUUGGUUCAAAACUGCUUUCACGAAUUCUUCCCGAAACGAGUUCACGGAAUGCGAGUAUUCGAACUGCGAGAUGGACUUCACGGGAAAGAAAAAGGAAAGCGCUGAUGUGUUGUUAUUUUUUGUCGGGUACUUGAACAGUGCGCCCCCUGCGAGACCCCCAGGCCAGAUUUGGGUCAAAAUCAUGUGGGAAUCUCCGAUUAACUAUGGUUAUCCAGGUCAGUAUGAGCCAUGGAGAAGCGUCUUCAACUGGACCAUCUCCUACAGAGUGGACGCCGACGUCUUCGCGCCUAUUCACCUGAUGGCCUGGCGGGACAGCAGGCUGUUGCUUAGUGACGAGAGUUACUUGGAGAUCGCGAGAAACAAAACAAAGAUGGCUACUUGGUGGGUCAGUCACUGUGGGGCUGAGAGCAAGAGAGACGAGUACGUAGCACAGCUGAAGAAACAUAUGCCAGUCGAUAUAUAUGGCUCUUGUGGAAGUCUGCAAUGCUCUAAAGCAGCCUGCGAAGAGAUGCUGACAACUACUUAUAGAUUUUACCUCAGUUUUGAGAACUCUUUCUGUAAAGAUUACCUCACGGAAAAAUUUUACCGGAAUUUCAUGAAACGACACCACGUGAUACCCGUAGCCAGAGGCGGCUUCGACUAUGGGAAACACCUACCCCAGGGUGGGUUCGUGGAUGCUUCCAAAUUCCCCAACGCCGCCGAGCUAGCCAAGUUCCUGAUCCAGCUGGGCAAUGAUCAUGCUAGGUACGCCACAAUGCUGAAAGAAAAAGACCGGCUGGCGGCUCUGAGCGAGAAGUUGUAUUGGUGUGACCUUUGCAAGAAAGUUCACACAAACAACGAGACGAAAAUGAUCCCGGAUAUUAAAGAGUGGUCACACGGCAACACGUGUCAUGCGCCCACAGAUAUGUGAUGAAAGUUAACCCAAAAUUAUAUUCGUCAGUGCAAUAGGAGGGCUUUUGAAAUAAAACGAACAAGCAACAAGAAACUUUUCAUGCACUCCAAAUUAACAUCUAGUGGAUCACUUAUAGGGGCAUUACAGUAUUAAAAUUUACAGAUGACAAGGCCUCAUUAUUAGAAUGCCUACAUUGGGGCCAGU